AAUUGCUGCGCCUCUUCAUCAUCUCGCCUUUACUCGCUUCUGGUAGAGUUGUUGGAUUGACAAAGACGAUACAUCAUGGCCGUUGGAAAGAACAAGCGAUUGACAAAAAGCAAAAAGGGUAGCCGCAAAAAGGCGGUUGACCCCUUUUUGAAAAAAGAAUGGUACAAGUUUGUUGCGCCGUCUCUCUUCGCCACCAAGGAUGCUGGACGUACUCUAAUUACCAAGACGCAGGGUACUAAAAUUGCCUCCGAGGGCUUGAAGGGACGUGUUAUUGAAAUGAGCCUUGCUGACCUGAACAAGAACGAGGCUUUGGCCUACCGAAAGAUCAAGCUUUGUGUUGAGGAUGUGCAGGGAUACAAUUGCCUUACCAAUUUUCAUGGCAUGGACAUGACCCGUGAUAAGCUCUGUAGUCUUAUCCGAAAGAAGCAGUCUAUCAUUGAAGGCAGCGUUGAUUGCCGAACGACCGAUGGAUACACUGUCCGUAUGUUCUGCAUUGCCUUUACUCGCCCGCAGGAAAACCAAAUCAAGAAUACAUGCUACGCGAAGUCCGCCCAAAUCCGUGCCAUCCGUGCCAAGAUGGUUUCUGUCAUGAGUGAGCUCGGAACGAAGGGAGAUCUCAAAUCUCUCGUCAAGGAGCUCAUUUCUGCUCCCAUUGGCGAUCAAAUCGCACGAACAGCUACUUCUAUCUUUCCCAUCAAGGAUUGUUACAUCCGUAAGGUGAAAGUGCUUAAGAAGCCCAAGUUCGAUGUCACUGAACUCAUGGAAUGGCACAGUGCUGAUGAAAAGACAGCAGGCGAUGUCGGUACUCCGGUCGCGCCGGUUGAGGAGACUGGUCUUGCCGGAAGUGGUGGCCGCUUGUAAGAGCUUACAAUAAUAUGAAAUAAAUUUGAACUGUGGCAAACCUC
Molecule: messenger RNA, 905 nt
Organism: Phaeodactylum tricornutum CCAP 1055/1
Lineage: Eukaryota; Bacillariophyta; Bacillariophyceae; Surirellales; Neidiaceae
Exons: 2
Coding region: 76-861 (261 amino acids)
Biological process (GO): translation
Cellular component (GO): cytosol; ribosome
Molecular function (GO): structural constituent of ribosome
Source: RefSeq, a predicted model, not a curated record